AUGGCGGAUUAUGACUUCGAUGAUGCUGCCAUUCAGAACUUCCUAGAUCCUCUCUUCUCCUACCUCUCCACGGUCCUCCCAGCUCCGAUCUACUCGAUCGUGGAGGCUCUCAUAACGCACACCCUCACCCUCCUCUCCGCGCUCUUGAACUUUGCCCUCGCCCUCGCCACCGCGCAGAACUGGGACGCACAGAAGAUCCUGCCCCCACUCAUCACCCUGCUCGCGGCGUAUCUUGCUCUCGUCAGCUUCUACCGGACGACCGGAUGGAUGAUCCGCACCGCGUUCUGGUUCGUCAAAUGGGGCGGCAUCCUAGUCGCGCUCUCCGCAGGGGCAGGCUACUUCCUGGCGAACGCCGGCAUCGAUGGCGGGAACAACGGCGUAGGGGCAUUCAACGGGAAUCUCCUGUCGUUCUUCGGGAACGCGCUCCUCGGCCUCUUCGAUAACGAGGACUCACAAUCUGGCCGGACGCGCCCUGCGCGAAGUUCGCGAUCGCGCACAGGCCCGAACACGCGCUCGCAGACGAAGAAGCACAAGGAGAAGGAGAGACCGAAGGCUUGGGAGAGCUGGGAUAAGCAGCGGGACUGGAGACACACUGCUGAAGCGGCCGGUCGGGACGAUGCUGCGAGGAUGAAUGAGGGCGUGCAGGAAGCGGUGCAAAAAGUGACUGGCCUGGUUCGCGACGCCCUCGGCACCGGGUGGUGGGAGGUAGUGAAGAAUGCGGUCGGUAGCGGACUUGCCGGGACGACAGACGAGAGGCAAGAAGCCUCCCAGUCGCGCCGGAAAACGAAACAGGAUACGAAGGGUCGUGGAAGUUCGCGGUAGCUGUCGCUCGAGGCUCCGAUGUUUGGGUUAUCUGGGUCUGUUUCAGUCUGUAUCUAGGGUGUACUUGUGUAAUUUGCCGCAUAUAUUUAUCCAGGUCCGAGUCUGCGGCUUGGGUCCUCCUGUC
Molecule: messenger RNA, 946 nt
Organism: Dichomitus squalens LYAD-421 SS1
Lineage: Eukaryota; Fungi; Basidiomycota; Agaricomycetes; Polyporales; Polyporaceae
Exons: 2
Coding region: 1-822 (273 amino acids)
Source: RefSeq, a predicted model, not a curated record